This is a messenger RNA of Condylura cristata (star-nosed mole), 1114 nucleotides long. RefSeq names its product tetraspanin 4 (gene TSPAN4). Bases 278 to 1114 code for a protein of 278 amino acids. The transcript is spliced from 6 exons. Gene Ontology annotation, cellular component: membrane. The record is from RefSeq and is a predicted model, not a curated record. NCBI's taxonomy places the organism in Eukaryota, Metazoa, Chordata, Mammalia, Eulipotyphla, Talpidae.
CCACGCUACAUCCGUGUCCGGAGUGGGAGGGCGUCCUCAGCCCCACUCCCACCCCGCGAGCCCCAGGGCGGCUGUGGCCGAUGGGUGCAGAAGGGGCCGCCCUGGGCUUCAGGCUAGCCUGGGGGGCAAGGCCCUUGGGGCGACGCCCUCACUGCCUCUCCCCCGCCAGCUGGGCGGCUGCGGGAUCCUGGGCGUGGGCGUGUGGCUGGCCGCCACGCAGGGGAGCUUCGCCACGCUGUCGUCCUCCUUCCCGUCCCUGUCGGCGGCCAACCUGCUCAUGGUCACGGGCGCCUUCGCCAUGGCCAUCGGCUUUGUGGGCUGCAUCGGGGCUAUCAAGGAGAACAAGUGCCUGCUGCUGACUUUCUUCGUGCUGCUGCUGCUGGUGUUUCUGCUGGAGGCCACGGUCGCCGUCCUCUUCCUCGCCUACACCGAGCAGAUCGACAGGUACGCCCAGCGAGACCUGAAGAGGGGCCUGCACCUGUUCGGCACGCCGGGCAACGUGGGGCUCACCAACGCCUGGAGCAUCGUCCAGACCGACUUCCGCUGCUGCGGCGUCUCCAACUACACCGACUGGUUCGCGGUCUACAACGCCACGCGCGUGCCCGACUCCUGCUGCCUGGAGUUCAGUGAGCGCUGCGGCCUGCACGCGCCCGGCACCUGGUGGAAGGCGCCCUGCUACGCCACGGUGAAGGUGUGGCUCCAGGAGAACCUGCUGGCCGUGGGCAUCUUCGGGCUGUGCACGGCGCUGGUGCAGGUAGGCGCCGAUACCUGCCCCCAGCGAGAAGCGAGGCCGCCGGGGGCAGCCCGCCGUGGGCCCAGGAAGCCGGUGGCGGCCAGGUGGGGGUGGCCCGUACCCAGCCCAGCCUCGCUGGCCGGGGCGCCUGGUCCUGGCCCCUCCCGAGCCCUGAGAAUCGGGGCGCUCCAGGCCAAGCGAUGUGGGCUGAGGCUGGGCGGGGGGCGGCGGGUGAGGGGCGGUGCCCACCAGCUCGUCCAGCUCCGUGGCCCACGUGGCUCCACGGGCACCACCCCCAGAGGGAACAUCUGUGGCAUUUGCCACCCUCUGAACUGCUGCAUGGGGCUUCGGACGCCCCACUUUUGCGUCUGCAAGAGCUAA